This is a messenger RNA of Xenopus tropicalis (tropical clawed frog), 1690 nucleotides long. RefSeq names its product serine/threonine-protein kinase N1. Gene Ontology annotation, molecular function: protein serine/threonine kinase activity; transferase activity; ATP binding. Lineage: Eukaryota; Metazoa; Chordata; Amphibia; Anura; Pipidae. The transcript is spliced from 12 exons. The record is from RefSeq and is a predicted model, not a curated record. The coding region runs from base 87 to 1331 and encodes 414 amino acids.
AUUAAUAAAUACAUCACUGAUCGAAUUUUUUUAUUUAAUAAAAAAACUUCCAUGAGUUUACGUAAGUUUCUUUAACAAAAAAUCUGAUGCUUUCCAUUUGCCCAAAUCAUUUUAUCUGUACAGUUCCCAAUAGAGUUUGGUACAAACUGAUGCCCAGUAACCGUUAUCUGUUUUCUUUUCUCAGCUUCUUUUACGGAAAGUUCCAGGAAGGAAAGCGAUUCGGACCUCAGAACAGUCUUGUGGGGUGUGCUAGUUCUUAUUACCAGAGGAAUACUCGCUUUGAUUCUAUGAUAUGGAGGAUUGAUACUGCCCUCAACCACACAAGGCUUGUGUGUGGAACCCCCCCAACUAUUAAUGACUUCAACAUCCAGUCACUAAUUGGUGAGGGUUCAUUUGGAAAGGUCUAUAAAGCCAAAUACAGAGGAACAGGAAGGAUCGUUGCCAUUAAGACUACUAGUAAUAGUAAUUUGGAUGAACCUAAUGCAUUUUCUAGUGUUCUACAUGAGCAACGAAUCCUCCUGCUGGCAAAGAAGGAGAACUGCCACUUCCUUACCAGAUUAUUCGCCUCUUUUCGGACGGAACAUUACACCUGCCUGGCAAUGGAUUUUGCCGAAGGGGGUGACUUGGUAUCCCAGUUGGGCAGAAGUGGAAUCUCACAGGAAAGAACUAUAUUUUAUUCAGCCUGCAUUGUACUGGGGCUGCAGUUCUUACACGAGCGUAACAUCGCCCAUAGGGAUUUGAAGCUAGAGAAUGUAUUGCUGGACAGAGAUGGAUACGCCAAACUGACAGACUUUGGCAUUAGCAAAGAAGGAAUGGGAUUUACAGGCAUAAGCCAAACCCAAUGCGGAACAUUGGAUUAUAUGGCGCCGGAAAUGUUCACACGUAUUUCCCACACAAAAUCAGUGGACUGGUGGGCACUGGGAGUGUCCAUAUACAGAAUGCUUGUCGGCAAGAUGCCCUUUACAGGAGAGGACGACAAUGAAGUAAUAUUAAGUAUUAUCUGCUUUGAGCCGACAUAUCCACCAGAUCUAACCGUGGAAUCCUACAAUAUAAUAACACAACUAUUGAUGAAAUUCACACUGACUCGCCUUGGGCACAGCAAGAAUGGUGCAGAGGAAGUAAAGAAAAGUGAAUUCUUUCAGGGAUUAGACUGGGAGGCAUUAGAGAAGAAACAAGUGCAGCCCCCAUUUGUUCCUGAAAUAGAAAGUCCAGAUACCAGUAAUGAAGGACUCGUACUGGAACCCCCACUCUGGACAGUGGAGCUGUUGAAUGACACCAAAAUGGCUCUAAAGGAAUUAGAUUAUCCAGUAUCUUCAGAAACGGAAACGUGAACCAGCAUUCCCUCCCAACACAUCACAAACGGGUGUUGGAUUGAAGUGACAGAACCGAACUCUGGAACUGCAGCAGAAUGGACUGAGCCAGGAGAUCCAGAAACGCUCUGUGUUUUAUAAAAAGCAGAACCCUCAACUGUGGGGGGGCCCAGGGGAGAGACUGACCAAUGAGGAGCCAGAAAGUAUAUUUAUAUCCCCUGGGGCCCUGCCUGUGCCAUAUACAAGCAUGGGGGGGUGGUGGAGGGAUUUUCUGGUAGCGACUCAGGUCACAUGUGGGGUAUUUUGAUCCCCAUCUCUUAUCUGUGGAAAUAAGAGAUGCUUAUUGUUAAACCAAAUAAAAAUGGACGCCUUAUGAUUAA